UGUCCGUGUUUGUAGCCAGCACUUUCAGCCAGAGGACUUCGAAACGGACCUGAGGUCUCAACUGAUGGGUUUGCCAGGUCGUCGCACGUUGAAAAGUGAAGUUAUUCCAUCAAUUUUCCCCUUCACUUAAAAGAGGAAGGCAUCCGAUCAGCCAACAUCAGAGCAGCAGAAAACAAGUCGAGCUGUGUAUCUGAACAGUAUUGAAGCUCUCAUCACACCAGAGGUGGCUCCAAUAUUGCCUGGAAGGAAGAACAAAGGUGUUCUGACUCGUCCCCGUGUCCAGGAUUCUGGAACCAGCAUUGACAUUACACCUGAGAGUGCAGAUGUGUGUGUGAACAGAGUCUGUCUGCUGCAGCUCUUCCUGCUCUGCGAGAGGUGUGGCUGCGACUGUGAUGCCAGGAUCCAGGAUGAACUGGGUUGCUUCUCUGUCGUUCAGAAGUGCCCGUUCUGCAGUCACCACAGGAAAUGGAUGAGCCAGCCCUCUUUUGCCCAGGAAACCUGUGGAUUGAAGGAAGAGGCGAUUGGAGGGACUUGGUCCCAGCCAUGUGAAGACAGAGACCCAGACCUAGAGAACAUUUGCUUGACUAUGGAAAUCACUGAGGAGUUGUGUGAACAUGAUGCUCGGUCCUCGGAUGAGGAGAGUGAGGAGGACGAAAAGCCCAAGAAGCGGAAUAAGCAGGAGAGAUCAGAUGAGACCGAGUGGGAGCCGUCUGACAAGGAAGACAUUGUAAUGGACUCUGAUUCUUCUGAGGAUUUGGAAAUGGCAGGUUCCUCUGGUCUAACAGAAAAGGCCAACGUUGAUAAUUCUCAGAGCGGAAUAGAGAAAGAAGAGAGACUUGUGGAGUGGUGCACUGACUGUGGAGCCGAGCCUGUACUCGCCUGCACCACACAGCGCCAUAAGAAGCUGUACGCCUGUGGUGUGUGUGUGAGUGAGGUCCAACAAGCUGUUGGAUUUGACCGAUUCUACAUGCAGUUCGAGGACCCGGCCAGCUUCAAGGAACAUGUACGACGUGAACACAACACAAAACCUCAUAGGUUGCUCUGUACAGACUGUGGCAUCUUUCCUCACAAGAAGGACCAUUGGUGUGAGCACAAGAUCAAGAAAUUCCGCUGUGUAGACUGUGGUAAGCGCUGUAGGACUGAAACGGGUAUCAAGAUUCACAGGCACCUCCACCACCCUGACCAUGUUUUCCCCUGUAAGUUCUGCCUGCAGCCAUUCAAAACCAGGUCAGACAAACUGACACACGAUGAAAGCCAUCAGGGUGAGAUCUCUCCCUACCAUUGCUCAGAAUGCUCCGGAAAAUUUGAUGACCUAAUGGCAAGGAACAGCCACCUACGAACCCACAGCAACCUGAAUAGAAACAUCUGCCACACUUGUUACAAAGAAUAUUCUAACAAAAACCAUCUGGAGAGGCACAUGCUUAUUCACACAAGGCAGAAGCCCCACAUGUGCCAGGUCUGCCAACAGUCCUUCAACCAAGCGAGCCACCUUAAGUCCCACAUGCGCCUCCACACAGGGGAGAGGCCCUUCAAGUGCCAGCAGUGUGAGAAGUGCUUCAAUCACAAUGUCAGUUUGAAGAACCACAUCCAACGCUAUCAUGGCCCUGAGAAGAGCUGAGGAAGAGGAGAGUUACACAGGCUGAGGGAGAGGAGAGUUACAGGCUGAGGGAGAGGAGACUACCGCAGGCUGAGGGAGAGGAGACUACCGCAGGCUGAGGGAGAGGAGACUACCGCAGGCUGAGGGAGAGGAGACUACCGCAGGCU
Oncorhynchus gorbuscha (pink salmon) is the source of this 1764-nucleotide messenger RNA. RefSeq names its product zinc finger protein 778-like. Gene Ontology annotation, molecular function: DNA-binding transcription activator activity, RNA polymerase II-specific; RNA polymerase II cis-regulatory region sequence-specific DNA binding. The transcript has 6 exons. Lineage: Eukaryota; Metazoa; Chordata; Actinopteri; Salmoniformes; Salmonidae. Gene Ontology annotation, cellular component: nucleus. Gene Ontology annotation, biological process: regulation of transcription by RNA polymerase II. Bases 470 to 1618 code for a protein of 382 amino acids. The record is from RefSeq and is a predicted model, not a curated record.